AUGUCCGUCGAGCAUGCAAAUGGAAGCACCGCUGCCCCGGCAGAAGAGACCAAGAAGCCUCCCUUUUCAUGGCUACAACCGCACCCCAUCUUCGUCAUCCUUCUUGUCGGGCCUGACGAGAAGCCGUUUGGGAUCCAGAAGGACUUCUUGUGCCAUCGAUCCGAGUUCUACGGCAGGUACUUUGCCGAGCAAGGCGCCGACGAGGCCGUGGAACACGUCGUCAGGCUGGCCGACACCACGCCGGAAACGUUUGGGCUGGCGCAGAGCUACCUGUUUACCGGGGACGUGGUCGUCCCGCGAGACGAGGCCGUCCCGCCGUACGAGUCGCUCGUGGGGCUCUGGAGCCUGGGCCACAGGCUUGGCAUCGACGGGCUCUGCGAAAAGACCCUCGAGGCCAUGGCCGAGUGCCGCAGGCGGACGGAGCGCAUCCCCUCGACGCCCCUGCUGGUGCGCGUGUGGAGGGACACGCCCGAGGGCUCGUCGAUCCGGACGCUUCUGCUGUCCUGGGCCGCCGAGUACAUGAGGUCGUCGGCUGCUCGGGCCGAGUUUGCCAAGUCCCUGCCGCAGGAGGUGCUCAGCGAGCUGGUGGUGGCCAUGAGCUCGUUUGAGACAGCAGCGCAGCCGAGGCCGUCCGACUCCGAGUCCCCGUCGCGCAGCCUCGCGCCAGACGUGCCGAGGAAGAAUGUGCACUACCUGGACAACCUGAGCGACGACGACAACGACGAGGACGAGGACGAGGACAACGAGGACGACGACGGCAACGACGACGGCAACGACGACAAAGGUCCCAGCAUCAUGAGGAAGAACCGCCGGCUGAGCGGCCCGCCCACCCUCGCGGCAAGGGGCCAGGAGCCGACGCUGGGCCGUAAAGGACAGAUGACGCCUCUCCCCAAGCUGCAGAAACGAAGGGCCGGUGCUGCUUGCGUCGAUGGACGCACUUUCACGGCAGCGCAGAAGCUUGACUUUUGCUCCGAUCUGCUAUCCAGGAUGCUAUCAGGUCCAGGCUUCUGGACAAGAUUAGUAGGGCCAUUCAGGGAUCCGGUCGAGCCAUCCGAGGACGGCGUGCCCGACUACCUGGACAAGGUCAAGAAGCCCAUGGACCUCAGCACCAUGAAGAGCAAAAUGGACCGGCGGGAAUACACGGGCGAGGAAGACUUUCUGGCCGACAUGCGCCAGAUUUUCGAAAACUGCUUCACCUACUGGAAGAGAGGCGACCCGAUGUGGCUCGCGGGCGAAAAGCUACAAAAGACGUUUGAGGAAAAGUUUUUGCACAUGAACAAAUGGAUUUCCAAGAUGGGCGGCGACGAGGGCGAGUAA
Ustilaginoidea virens is the source of this 1317-nucleotide messenger RNA. RefSeq lists its product as uncharacterized. Gene Ontology annotation, biological process: regulation of DNA-templated transcription; chromatin remodeling. The record is from RefSeq and is a predicted model, not a curated record. Gene Ontology annotation, cellular component: chromatin; nucleus. The coding region runs from base 1 to 1317 and encodes 438 amino acids. Lineage: Eukaryota; Fungi; Ascomycota; Sordariomycetes; Hypocreales; Clavicipitaceae. The transcript is spliced from 3 exons.